Messenger RNA from Helicoverpa zea (corn earworm), 1338 nucleotides. RefSeq names its product protein phosphatase 1 regulatory subunit 36-like. Gene Ontology annotation, molecular function: phosphatase binding. The transcript is spliced from 10 exons. The coding region runs from base 31 to 1338 and encodes 435 amino acids. Lineage: Eukaryota; Metazoa; Arthropoda; Insecta; Lepidoptera; Noctuidae. The record is from RefSeq and is a predicted model, not a curated record. Gene Ontology annotation, biological process: negative regulation of phosphatase activity.
CAAUUUCAUUUCGAUUCAUUAAAAGUAACAAUGGCCGACGACGACGAUGAAGGUGGUUUUGGUGGUUUGUAUGAAGAUGGACACUGGGUGUGGGAUGAGCAAACACAAGGUUUAUUGUUUGUGAGUGAUUUGCCUCCAGCUCGAGUGGAAACUGUUCAAAUAACAACUAAAGCACCAACAGGUGCUAUCGAAUUCAGAGAUGAUAUUGACCUUAUUGAACAGCUUCGCUAUAAGCGACGUUAUCAAAGAAAACCAACACCAGGACAAGAGGAUCUGGUAACUUUGCAGGAUAUUAAAGACAUAGCACUGUAUACUGCACCAGUAAGCUUGUUGAGCCCCAUGCUCAUUGAUUUGCUGCAUUUACCAACCACAGAGAGAUUUCUGAGAGCGCUUAUAUUCUGCUGUGCCUACUACCUACAGAUAUCGGACGAAAUGACCACGCGGAUAUCGGAACUCGAAACUAAAGUAAGAACACAUGAUUGUGAAAUUUUGGAAAACAAAUAUCGCGAAAACUUGUCAGAUCUAAGACUGUUAGUGGCUAAAGAAUACUGUAUAAUGCUUAUUGGUGGAGGAGACAUGCGAAGAUUUCAUCACAUGGGACCCAAUAAGAAAAGAACAUCAUUAUCUGAUAAAGAUGCACGAUUAUUUGAAACAUUCGUACGAAUGGCUGUGCAGAUUGUUUACUUGGCCCUAGGACGCAGGAAUUUUCGACAAAUAGAAUUGGAAUGUCACCGUAUAUUAAAGUCGGAAAUAUUCAACACUGUGGAGCAUACAUUGAAGACUGGCUACUUGUCGCAAAUGAUGCCCGAAGAACACAAGGUCCUUUUGGGGACUUGUGUGCAUCAUGACAAGAAACUUAACACUCGUUCUCCGCUCAUGAAUGAGGUUUUCUGCCACAGGCCUAUUGAUUUUCGCCUAAUGGGAUUGGGUGUUGUUAAAUAUGACGAUUUAAAAGAAGCAUCUCGGCUCCAUUACUUAUACCUUAUCGUAGCUGGACCGGAAGAAAAGUUAAAGAGGGCGAAUAUGUCAGUGGGCCUCAUUGGCAUGCCGCGAUCCUUGUUCGACACCAUGCUCCAGCCAGUCUGCCGGACCGACAGCAAAUCUUCUAAACAGAAUGUAGCGUCUUCCUACGGUGUUGCAAUGUCGAAGAGCGAGUCGAGAAAGUCAAUCAGCCAGGGAUUCUACCCUCAAAUCUAUCUGCCAGAUAAAGAUACCAAAGAGUUAAACAUGUUUACCAUCCGACUUCCCUCAAACACCAGAGACCCAGUUGCCUGUGAGUCAAGUCCAGCUACGUCGCUGGCACAACAGGUUCAUAAAACUAACGAAGCCGUCUGCUAG